Molecule: messenger RNA, 618 nt
Organism: Triticum turgidum subsp. durum (durum wheat)
Lineage: Eukaryota; Viridiplantae; Streptophyta; Magnoliopsida; Poales; Poaceae
Source: the annotation of a GenBank genome assembly
AUGGCUGAGAUGGUCGGAUCUCUGGUCGUCGGCGAGGUGGUCAGCAGGACCUCCUCGUUCCUCGUCAGCAAGCACAAGGAGAGGUCGGCGUCGGCCUGCACAAGCGAGAGCCUGGAGAGGCUGGAGAUGGCGCGCAUCAAGAUGGAGGCGGCGCUGGAGGUGUCCGCCCGGUGGCAGGUCACGGACGUGGCGAUGCUCCGGUGGCGGCGGAGGCUGCGGCGCGCCGCCGACGAGUGCGAUGCCGCGGUGCACCGCUGGAAGCUGCGGGCCCUGGAGGAGGAGGAGGCCAGGGAGGCGCUCGCGCGCGCGUGGCUCCCGAGCCGGGUCGCGCGCAUCGUGGCUUCCUUCGUGUCGUCGCUCCUCAGCCGCCGCAGCGAGGAGCCCCACGCGAAGGCCGUCCAGAGGUUCGAGAAGCUGGCUGACGGCGCCGGGGAUUUCCUGAGGUACCUGCAGUCCGGCGGCGCGCCUCGGAGGUGCUCGCUGCUCGACGACGCCAUUGUCGGGAAGCCUGCUGUGAGUACGAGUACGAGGCAUGGUCUGGUUCAGGGAGGUCGGCAGCGCUGCCUGCGCUCAGGAUCCAGGAAGAGCGGGGUGGAGAUUAGACAGCUUGUGCAGUGA